This is a messenger RNA of Guillardia theta CCMP2712, 969 nucleotides long. RefSeq lists its product as hypothetical. Lineage: Eukaryota; Cryptophyceae; Pyrenomonadales; Geminigeraceae. The coding region runs from base 1 to 969 and encodes 322 amino acids. The transcript has 5 exons. The record is from RefSeq and is a predicted model, not a curated record.
AUGGCUUCUGGAUUCUUGUUGAGUGGUGCGAAAUGGAAACUUGCGGCGCUUUUGGUGCAACUAUCAUUAGUGCAGCAGCAAGUCUGGUGCUUCACCAGCGUUUGUCACCAUUCCAUCAAACUAGGCUGCAAACAUGGCGUGAGUUCUCCCCUUGGCAUUCAACCCGAGAAAAGGUCAGGGCAGAACCUCAGGCUUGCCAAGCUUCGGAUGGUUGGUGACUCUGGUAGCGACAUUUGGGUACGACCAUCUCCUCGAGGUCGAAAGGACAUUGUCUUCGGAGCAAAGGUUGUUUCCAACAUCGCUGUAUCUCCCAAGCACGACGAAGGAUGCAGCCUUGGCAACUAUAUGAAAUUGCCUGUCGAUCAGUACGUUCUGAUUCCGCUUCCCAACAAAGCUCGCUUAGAGAAGAAGGACGAGCAUCAUUUUGCCUUGAGGGUUCCCGAGCUGCAGAUUUUCAAUGUCUGGCUUCGUCCAUAUGUUGUUGCCACAGUAGAUAUCACUGAAGAAGGAGUCACUAUCUCUGCAAAAGAGUGCAAGCUUGAAGGCAGUCCAGAGGUGCAACGGCUUGACCUCAACUCGAAGUUUGAUUUUGAGAUCAAAGUUCUGCUGCAAGCGCGAGAGGAUGUGCGAGGCUUGCGGAGCAUGAUCGUUGCAAGGUCGGAGGUUUAUGUCUGGGUGGAUCCACCUCAGAUCUUUCGGGUCAUGUUUCCAAAACCUCUCAUGUUGGAGACUGGCAACUCAGUGCUGAAAACAACGUUGAACUUGUUGCAAACGACUUUCUUGAAGGGUCUCGCCCAGGACUACAACCGCUGGGCACAAGAUCAAGCUUAUCGAGAUCAGAGAAGAACAGGAUCCUCCAAGAUCGUUCAUCGAGCCGACUCACGUGACAACACCCGACACCCACAACAGAAGCUGCAGGAUGAACAAUCCCCAAACUCGUCACAAAGUCUAAGCUCUUCCCCAAAAUAA